AGUUGGUAUAGAAAUAUGUAGAUUGAUAGUAGCAGGAAAUACCGAUAAAGCAAUGCAAUUGUUUACAAAGUUCUAUCCGAAUGUUUUGCAAGAUAAUCCUUUACUUCUCCUCAAGUUAAGAUGUCGAAAGUUCUUGGAUAUGGUACAAAAAGCCCAAUCAGAUGCUAUACAAGGAACUUCAACCAACUAUGAUGAAUAUCAAACAGAUAACCUCCGUAUAUCAGCCAAAGAAAAGAAUACGGGUGAGAAACGCGGUCUGAGGGAGGAUGGCAUUCCAUCUGGGCGUACAAAAAAGAAACAGAAAGUUACCAAAGAUAGCGCAAAACGAACAGGACAUUUAAACGACGCACUAGCUUACGGCAUAUGUUUGAGACAAGAGUACGAGGAUAAAAUGGCAGUGGAUCCAAUAGUCUAUUCAGAACUGAUGACUUCAUUCUCUGCACUUGCUUAUACUGAUCUAUCAAAUCCUGCAGUAGCCCAUCUUUACUCACCACAAUAUACCGAACGCAUUGCAUCCGAAGUAUAUUCAGCCAUUUUAGUAUCCCUCGGAGAGAAUCCAACGUCUUCUUUAGAGCGUUUAUACCGUCAGACAAGGUUGGUUAUGGAAGAAUCAGUAAUCACUGGCAAUGGGAAGGCAGCUUUGAUCAAUCUAGAUCAAGAUUGUUUACGUUGACAAAAAUGUACUAAUAAGCUAGAGCUUUGCAUUUACUAAAUUUCUUGAGUAUACCUUGAUUAUCUAUUGUAUAUAUAUCUAUCUCUGACACCAACAUUUUAGAAAUACUAUGUAUAUUUAAUUCUUUGAACCAAACCCCAUGGACAUGGCUCACUUAACCUUCUGUACGAGGAAAAGCUACCAGUUGUGUUUUAGCCUUUUUUGAAACUAUACCCUUUGGAAUUAAGUCGCACAUUUGAACGGCCUACAGUUGA
Messenger RNA from Mycotypha africana, 927 nucleotides. RefSeq lists its product as uncharacterized. The record is from RefSeq and is a predicted model, not a curated record. The coding region runs from base 53 to 673 and encodes 206 amino acids. The transcript is spliced from 3 exons. Lineage: Eukaryota; Fungi; Mucoromycota; Mucoromycetes; Mucorales; Mycotyphaceae.